Molecule: messenger RNA, 1790 nt
Organism: Colletotrichum acutatum
Lineage: Eukaryota; Fungi; Ascomycota; Sordariomycetes; Glomerellales; Glomerellaceae
Exons: 3
Coding region: 328-1332 (334 amino acids)
Source: RefSeq, a predicted model, not a curated record
AGCUCUGUUACAAUCAUCGAUUUGUCAUUGAGACAUCUGCUGGUAGUCGGCUUAUACGGUGCUCGAACCCCCGUUCGUGAGUCUCACCAUCGGCCUUGAGAGCCCCGAUCUCUCCGUCUUACACCCUCUAUACGGGAACUGUGCCGCCCGUCACCUCGGAGACAAUGCGGAAACAAAGUACGCGAGAAACCGCAGGGAAACAUGCCAUUUUAGAAACCAAAACGCCUUGGCCCACCCAAUGAUGACGGGCUGCAUCAGCGUCGAACAUCUGUGGAAGAAAUAGAAUAAAUACCCCAAGUCUUACCAUCAUCAUACAGAUCAUCCAUCAUGAGCGCAAUUGAGAUCCUCGGACGACGCCUCCAUCGUUCAAUACCAACGAUUCGCGACGUGUCAUCAUCGAAUCUCACCCUCAGGCUCAUCAUCACCACUUACGCUCGCAACAGAUUCUCUCAUCCCGCCGUGCUCACCCGCAACUUCACAACCACGCGAACCUUCACAGCAUCACAACAACCCUUCAAAAUGACGACUGAAGAACUACCAAAAGUGAAGCUCUACUGGCUCAACGACUCCCGCUCCCAAAACACCCUCUGGCUCCUCGAAGAACUCAAGAUCCCCUACACAGUCCAACUCUUCCGCCGCGCCCCCAACCGCCUCGCACCUCCCGAGCUUGAAGCCGUCCACCCACUCGGCAAGGCCCCCGUGCUGGAAAUCACACCACUGCCGAGCGACGAGGACCCCACCCCGGCACCGAUCCGGCUCGCCGAGAGCGGGUACAUCACGCAGUACCUCGUCGAGCACUUUGGCCACCGGAAGUCCGGCCUCGUGCCGCCGCGGUGGAAGGCCGGGCGUGAGGGGAAAGUCGGGGGUGAGACGGAGGCGUAUGCGCGGUUUUGGUAUUUGUUGCAUUAUGUUGAGGGGAGCUUUUUUCCUGUGAUUGUACAAUUUAUUCUCAUCAAUGUACUCAAGUCAUCCAACGUCCCCUUCCUAAUCCGCCCCCUCACCUCCCUCGUCGCCUCCAAAAUCUUUUCCCUCGUCAUCUUUCCCAACGCGCAGAAGCACCUCGCCAUGCUCGAGAACUAUCUCAAGACCGCGCCCGGGGUGUCACCUAGCGGCGGCGGGUUUCUCUGCGGACCAGAGCUCUCGGCCGCGGAUAUACUCAUUAGCUUUGCGCUCAUCACGGCGGACGCCGAGAAUGCGUGGGACACGAUGGGUAGUUGGCCUGGAGGGUCGGUGAAGGCGGCGCACCCUGUGCUGUUUGAGUAUGUUGAGCGUUUGAAGAGGGAGCCUGGGUAUUUGAAGGUCGUGGAGAAGGUUAAGGAGAUUGAGGGGUGACGAGGCAGCGUAUGAGGCAGUGCCUUGAUCUGGAGUUAUCUUAUGAUGAGGGGUUAUUACUGGGUGUUGUAAUGCUUUAAGUUACCAGACGAACAGAACAUCCCACUUCGAAUUUCAAUUCAUUCUCACAUGAGUUUUUGCUCAUCAACCGAGACCUGCUGCCUAUUGAAUUCGUCGCCAAGAAGAUACCGUGAACCGGAGUCAGAUGAGGCUUACAGGAUCGCUGGACUCUGCCCCAAUCAACCGAUUAAAGUGAGCGGACCAUGAUUAGCAUUCGGAAUUCACCGAGGGUCGUGAGAUUUUAUGAGAGCUAUAGUAAUGGAGCACCCGGAAUCUCAUAUUGUGUACGAGAUACCAGCGCCGAUGCCGAGUGAGAUGAUCACGGCAGCCUCGAGUGAAGUGAGGCGCAUCUCCCGUCGCACCUUGCACAGACUCCCCGGCAAUUGGCUGCAGCUGCC